Molecule: messenger RNA, 552 nt
Organism: Abrus precatorius (Indian licorice)
Lineage: Eukaryota; Viridiplantae; Streptophyta; Magnoliopsida; Fabales; Fabaceae
Product: lachrymatory-factor synthase-like
Exons: 1
Coding region: 4-552 (182 amino acids)
Source: RefSeq, a predicted model, not a curated record
UGGAUGGAUGAUCCUUCCAAGUUCGAACCUUUCUUGCUGUGGGGAGAAAUGGAGAGUGACUUGCAUCAAAGAUGGGAAGGCAGGGUUUCAGCAAAUCUGAGAAACGCCACAAAAGAACAAGCGUGGCCACUUGUGAAGGACUUCUUCAAUCUCCACAAACGCUUCCCUACACUCGCCACGUGCUACGGGAUCCACGGAUCAAACGGUGAACCUGGCUGCAUACGAUACUGUGCCGGCUCCUCCAUCGCAUCCAACGGCUCUGGAAGCGUUAGCUGGUCAAAGGAGAGACUCGUAGCCGUUGAUGAUUUUGACUUGAUACUAAAGUAUGAGAUCGUGGAUAGCAACAUUGGGUUUAAGUCGUACGAGUCAACGAUCAAGGUCCUCAGCACCGAUGACUCUGAUGGAUGCAUGUUGGAAUGGUCUUUUGCCGUUGACCCUGUUGAAGGGUGGGUGUUUGAGGAUCUCGUGGGGAAGUACCAUGUGGGCCUUCAAUUUAUGGCCCAGAAAAUGGAGGAAGAAAUUGCAAGUCCACUGGGUGAAAUUAUGUGUUGA